UUCAGUCUCAUCUUUCCCUCCUUUGAUCUAUAUAAAGGUCAUGUUCUAUGGAUUCACAAGCAACAAGAGUCUUUCCGUAUUCCAACUCUCAAAAGAGAUUUCAAAAUUUUGUAUUCCUUUGUGUCUCAUAUUUCAAAUCUUCAAACAUAUUACAACAUGGGUUUCCGUCUGCCUCGAAUUGUUACUUCUAAGCAAAGUCUUCAGCGAUCUUCAUCAACAGGAAAUGGAGAAUCUCCAAAAGCUGUUGAUGUUCCUAAGGGCUAUUUUACCGUUUAUGUCGGUGAGGAACAAAAGAAGCGUUUUGUCAUCCCACUAUCUUACUUGAACCAGCCUUCUUUUCAAGAUUUGUUGAGUCAAUCAGAAGAAGAAUUUGGAUACAAUCAUCCAAUGGGUGGCAUUACAAUUCCUUGCAGUGAAGACUGUUUCCUCGAUGUCACUGAGAGGUUGAAUGACUCAUGAAGGAAAGAGAUUAGUAUCUAGAAAUAGAUAGUACAUACAAGGAUUAGAAAAGUGCAAAAUGUAGACUGUAUACAUUUUUUGAAAUGAAAACUUGAUUCUUUGAACUGAAA
Messenger RNA from Cucumis sativus (cucumber), 569 nucleotides. Its product is annotated as auxin-induced protein 15A-like. The record is from RefSeq and is a predicted model, not a curated record. The coding region runs from base 157 to 459 and encodes 100 amino acids. Gene Ontology annotation, biological process: response to auxin. Lineage: Eukaryota; Viridiplantae; Streptophyta; Magnoliopsida; Cucurbitales; Cucurbitaceae. The transcript has a single exon.